AUGGCAUCUGCUCAAGACUCCAAGUUUGGUCAGAAGGACACAUCAGAUCAGAACUUUGAUUACAUGUUCAAACUGCUCAUCAUUGGCAACAGCAGUGUUGGGAAGACCUCCUUCUUGUUCCGUUACGCCGACGAUUCUUUUACAUCAGCUUUCGUAAGCACUGUCGGAAUUGAUUUCAAAGUAAAAACAGUUUUCAAAAAUGAAAAAAGAAUUAAGCUACAGAUCUGGGACACAGCUGGUCAGGAGAGAUAUAGGACAAUUACAACAGCCUACUAUCGGGGCGCGAUGGGCUUCAUUUUAAUGUAUGACAUCACCAACGAAGAAUCCUUCAAUGCUGUGCAAGACUGGUCAACCCAAAUAAAAACGUACUCUUGGGAUAAUGCCCAGGUUAUUUUGGUCGGUAAUAAAAGCGACAUGGAAGAAGAACGGGUAAUCUCCACUGACAGAGGGAAACAUUUAGCGGAACAACUUGGUUUUGAAUUCUUCGAAACAAGUGCCAAGGAUAACGUCAACGUCAAGCAGACAUUCGAGCGGCUUGUGGAUAUCAUCUGCGACAAAAUGUCAGAAAGUCUGGAUACGGAUCCUGCCAUCGCUGCUGGUAAACAGAACACGAGACUAAAGGACACCCCUCCUCCACAGCAACCCAACUGCGGCUGUUAAUAGAGUGGUCGUCGACAGAGGCAGCUCCAGUGUGUUCUUUUGCCAAUAGAGUAUUUACAUAUAGGGUCUAUAUGCCUUUAUUUAUGUCUUACUGGUUCGUUGGGAGGGAUCUGUCUUAUUUAGCGUCCACUGCUGGUACAGUAUGUGCAUAGAGCUGUUCUGUGGAAACUGAUCGCAAAUGUAUCAGGAAAGGACUCUCCUCCGGGUUCUCCGCAUUUGGCCUCUGCACGUAGAUGGCUGUUAGUCUUUUCUCUCCACGUUUGCCUUUCCUCGAUGUAUAUCUAUUACUGUUAUUCAGCUGGUUCUGUGACCUCGGGCCCCAGUUUUGUCAAGACGCUACUCUUCCUUCACCUGUUUCUGGUUACGGUGUUUUGCUCUUCUAGGGUG
Molecule: messenger RNA, 1047 nt
Organism: Euleptes europaea (tarantolino)
Lineage: Eukaryota; Metazoa; Chordata; Lepidosauria; Squamata; Sphaerodactylidae
Gene: RAB3C
Product: RAB3C, member RAS oncogene family
Exons: 4
Coding region: 1-660 (219 amino acids)
Biological process (GO): regulation of exocytosis; protein secretion; protein localization to plasma membrane
Cellular component (GO): plasma membrane; endosome; synaptic vesicle
Molecular function (GO): GTP binding; GTPase activity
Source: RefSeq, a predicted model, not a curated record